Messenger RNA from Gigantopelta aegis, 3770 nucleotides. Its product is annotated as glycerol-3-phosphate dehydrogenase, mitochondrial-like. Gene Ontology annotation, biological process: glycerol-3-phosphate metabolic process. NCBI's taxonomy places the organism in Eukaryota, Metazoa, Mollusca, Gastropoda, Neomphalida, Peltospiridae. The record is from RefSeq and is a predicted model, not a curated record. The transcript has 19 exons. Bases 160 to 2454 code for a protein of 764 amino acids. Gene Ontology annotation, cellular component: glycerol-3-phosphate dehydrogenase (FAD) complex; mitochondrion. Gene Ontology annotation, molecular function: calcium ion binding; glycerol-3-phosphate dehydrogenase (quinone) activity.
AAAAAGGUCAAGGCUUCAGCGGCGUUGAAUUUUUAUUGCUAACUGAGGUUGGACAAGGAGUGCAAGGACAGGGCUUUAGAUUGCACCAAGGCUGACUCGAUAAAGGGUGUGCCCAAAAUACAUGCAUGGUGAACUGCUUCCAGUGAUACAACGUUAAUCAUGCGUGUCCGAGUUCAAACGAUCAAACGACUGGUGUACUCUGGUCUGGCUAUAGGUGGCGGGGUGUACGUAGCCACAGUCGUAUUUCCUAAAUUAUCAGACACCAAAGUGCUACCUGUAAGCAGCGUACUAGCGUCAGAGUCUACGACUGCACCGAGUCAGGGGCCGCUGCCGAGUCGUGACCAGAUCCACCGGAGACUACAGACGGAGGUGUAUGAUGUCCUCGUGAUCGGUGGGGGCGCCACCGGCACUGGGGUCGCUCUGGAUGCCAUCAGCAGAGGUUUGAAGACGGCACUAGUAGAGAAGUUUGAUUAUUCUGCUGGUACGAGCAGUCGCAGUACAAAACUAAUCCAUGGAGGUGUGCGCUAUUUACAGAAGGCCGUGUUUAAUCUCGACAGAGAACAAUAUCGUAUGGUGACCGAAGCCCUGGCCGAGAGAGCGAACCUGCUAGCUAUUGCUCCACAUCUGGCUUACUCUCUGCCCAUCAUGCUGCCGAUCUAUAAAUGGUGGCAAGUUCCGUAUUUCUGGGCUGGAAUCAAAAUGUAUGACAUUGUCGCUGGCAGGGAAACUCUUCAGUCCAGUUAUUACCUGUCAAAGAAGAAGGCGUUAGAGUUAUUUCCCAUGUUGAAGAAGGAUCGUCUAGUUGGCGCUCUGGUGUAUUACGAUGGGCAGCACGAUGAUGCGAGGAUGAACAUUGCCAUUGCCCUGACGGCAGUCAGGAUGGGGGGGUCGCUGACCAAUCAUGUCGAGGUUCUUAGCUUGCUCAAGGAAUCAUGUGAAGAUGGGAAGGAAGUGGUCUGCGGUGCCCAUGUCAAAGAUCAGAUUACUGGGAAGGAAUUUGAUAUUAAAGCUAAAUGUGUGAUCAACGCGACAGGCCCAUACACGGACAGCAUUCGACAGAUGUCUGACCCAUGUAUACGUAAGAUCUGUCAGCCCAGCUCCGGGGUACACAUCGUUCUACCUGCAUAUUACAGUCCAGAACACAUGGGGUUGCUUGAUCCAUCAACUAGCGAUGGGAGAGUUAUAUUUUUCUUACCGUGGCAGAAAGUGACACUGGCAGGUACCACAGACAGCCCAUGCGAUGUGACAGAUUACCCGCAGCCCACGGAGAAAGAAAUCCAGUUCAUAUUGAAUGAAGUGAGGAACUAUCUCAGCCCAGACGUCGAAGUGCGCCGUGGCGAUGUCCUGUCAGCGUGGAGUGGACUGCGCCCCCUGGUGGCCGACCCGAACAAGGCCGACACUCAGUCUGUCGCUCGUAACCACAUCAUCGAGGUCGCGAAAGACAAACUCAUAACAAUUGCGGGUGGCAAGUGGACGACAUACCGACACAUGGCAGAGGAGACGAUUGACAAGGCGAUAGCGACAUGCGACCUGACCCCGGCAUGUAGCACCAGUAAGACAAAAGGCUUGUUGCUCGACGGAGCUCACGGGUGGUCGCCAACAAUGUACAUUCGACUCGUACAGGACUUCGGGCUCGAAAUAGAGGUUGCAAAACAUUUAGCCAGCACAUAUGGAGACAAAGCAUUCAAAGUGGCCAAACACGCCAACCUGACGGGAAAACGUUGGCCAGUUGUAGGGAAACGGCUCACGGAGGAAUAUCCCUACAUUGAAGCCGAGGUGGUCUAUGCAUUGCGAGAGUAUGCGUGUAGUGUGAUAGAUGUGAUUGCCAGGAGAACCCGACUUGCGUUUCUAAACAUUCACGCCUCACAAGAGGCUUUACCCAGAAUUGUAGAUAUAAUGGGGGAACAUCUCAACUGGAGUAAAGCUAAAAAAAAGGAAGAAAUGGAGCGAGCUCAGCGGUUUUUGCGUCGAGAGAUGGGGAUGGACAUCCAGAAGAUUCAGGAGCGCGAGGCUCCCAUCAACUUCACGAAGGAGGAGAUUAACACGUACGCCAAGCGCUUCAAGUCGCUCGACACCGACAACAAGGGAUACAUCACCGUGAACGAUCUGAGGAAAUACUUCAAGAAAACUGGUGAGAAGGUGACAGAAGACCAACUCCAUGACAUUCUCAGCGAGGUCGAUCUCAACAAGAAUGCACAGGUGGAUCUCGGGGAAUUCCUACAGUUAAUGAGUGCUCUGAGUACCGGGGUCGUCUCCAACUCACGACUAGCAAUGGCCGCCGAGCUGAGUGCAGGAGCAGAAAGAAUCUCAGUAGAACGAAGCGGAGGCGAUUAUGAUGGGUUAACCAGUUCCAAUGAGCGUAAGCAUUCGAUUCUAAAUCAUAUCGAUAUUAAUAAACGAACAGUUGUUAUUCAAAUACCUACUUUUUUAUUAGUUUUUAUACACUUAAAAUGAGCACCAAGCUGGCCUCGAUACGUAGCAAAGAUCACCGCACAUGCAUCAAAAACUAACAAUCAUCGGCAGUAAAUAUUGUUAACUACGUAACCGGUUUCGGUGAGUGAAACGUUUAGUGGUAUAGCUUACAGCAAACACUUACCAACACAAAACUUUUCAGUGUUUUAUCAAAACAUGUAUGUUGUUCAACAAAACAUGUAUUUAUAAUGAUUUAUAAAAAUUAUUUUAAAUAUAUUAAGGCAAAUAACAAAAUGGGAGUUUUCGAGAACCAGUGUUAUCAGACGAUCUUUUGCAAUAGUGUUUAAGUUGAGCAAAGGAAUGGUUAUAAUGGUAAAAUUGUUUUGUUAAAAAAUAUAAGCUGCAUUCUGAGUUUUAAUAAAUACAUAAACAGAUACCCUGAAAGAUAUUUAUGUUAAAACAUAUAAGGACCAUAUAUUUUUGGCAAGUAUCUGUAAAGAGAGUUUUACCAGCAGAUGCCAUGACAAUCAUGUGAAUUCAAUGAAUAUAGAUAGCAAUAUAGUUGAGAACACACACAAAUAUUUCUUAAAAUUAAGUUUUCUUUCAAAUGACGGUGUUUGAAAAACGGUAUUAACAAAUGUGCUAUGUGGGUCAGGUUCAAUUUUGCUUUCUUUGCUCAUUUUAACUUUAUUUUCACAAACAUUUCUGUGAAUGUGACAGACAUUUGUUUACUUUCCUCAUGCAAAAGUCAACGAUGUUGGAAAUCUUCAAAUUUGCGUACUGUUGCGCACAGACGACGGAACCACGGAAACAGGUCCUUCACUGUAAUAGGUACACGGACGAUACUAAUGAAUGAUUACCUUGAAGAACAGUGAAAGUUAUUUGUAUUCAUAUUUACAACUAGUUGAACUGAAUACAUAAUUAUACGUACCGGGUACAAGCAUUGGUUUACUGUAUGAAUUGCAAUACAUUUGCAGUUGGUUUUUCUCUCUCAACUGAAAUCGACAUUCUUCCCAUAAACAGGACAUGAAAAAAAUUUUCUCAUACAAAUUUAUCUUUACUGAAUUGGACAUUCUACACAGCUGUACCUUUUUAAAGCAAACUUACCUUAAUUGAAUUCAACGUUCUACAGAGCCUGUGCCCAAUUUCACAAAACAUUGUAAGCCUAGUUUUGCAGUUAAACAUACGUCUACGACUAAGUUAUUGUUAUUACCAUUAUCAGGGCCGUAGCUAGCAUCGGGGCAAGGCAGUUGUCGUGUCGUCGUCCCCCCCCCCCCGAAAAAUAAAUUCGGAAAAUAUAGAAUCUCAAAGAAAAGGAGCUUUAGACUAUUAACUACUCAGUUGCCGCCCCCCCAAAC